Ciona intestinalis (vase tunicate) is the source of this 3783-nucleotide messenger RNA. The record is from RefSeq and is a predicted model, not a curated record. NCBI's taxonomy places the organism in Eukaryota, Metazoa, Chordata, Ascidiacea, Phlebobranchia, Cionidae.
AAUCGUUUUUACUGUUUCAAGUAUUAUAGAUAUAUUUUGUUUAAAAUACUAGUUAUUUAACGUACGUUAUAACAAAAACGUUCGGAUGAACGUUGCGGACGAGGGUUCCAUUCACCGCCUAGAAGGCUCGGCUGGUGACUCUGUAGGCGGACUUAUUAUUAAAAAGAAAAAAACGACAGGCGAAGCACAUGUGUUUACGAAACCAGAAAGCAAACCGUCGCUACUUGGAUUAGAUAAGCUAGCAGCAUUGAAGAAAGACGAAGAAAAGAGUAAAAGAGAAGCAAGUGACGAAAAAGACUCAAAAUGGCGUUCAAAACAUGGCCACAAUGACAGACAUUACCGACCUGCGAGAUUUGAGACACCAUCCUACACUGGUGGUGUCAGUUCAACAUAUAGAGAUCGUAAAGAUAAAAGAGAUAAGGACAGAGUGAAACGAAAGGAGGGGGUUUAUGCUUCUUCUAAAGAUGGUGUGCGAGAGAAGAAAGAUAGAAGAAGUGAAAGAAGCACUCGAAGUGAAUGGGAAGACACGCCAAGUCACUCCAAGUCAAGCAUGUAUCCUGAUACACCAAAAGUACAUGGCAGAGGAACUCCACAAACCUCUUCAUGGGAGGCAGAUGAUGAUGCAGGAAGACGCUCAUCACGAUCCUGGGAGUCACCAUCACCAUCCAUACACAGAGGAAGGGAGACUCCUGGAUCAAGAAGAGAUUUUCGGGAAGGGACGAGCAGGAGAUCAAAAAGAUCAAAUGAAACCCCCCUUCCAACCCCUUCAUAUAAAUACAAUAAGUGGAACCGUGAGAAUAAGACACCACAGUGGGGUAAAGCAUCGGACAUGAAUGAUGAACAGAAGCAACAAUGGGAAGAGGAACAACUACGAGCUGAUAGGGAUUGGUAUAUGAUGGAUGAAGGAUUCGACGAACGAAAUAAUCCUUUCAAUUCUUCCUCGGAGGAAUAUGUUGAAAAACGAGAACAACAAAUCAAACAACAACGCAAGGAGAGAAUCUCGGCUCAUAGAAAACAAAUAAAUGAAGAUAAUGAGAAAUGGGAGACGAACCGGAUGAUGCGGAGUGGUGUCGUCCUCCAGACCAAGUUCGAUGAUGAGGACUUGAAUGAGUUUGGAGGAGCAAGAGUCCAUCUCUUCGUGCAUAAUAUCGUUCCUCCUUUCCUGGAUGGAAGAAUCGUUUUCACGAAGCAGUUUGAACCAGUUAUUCCAUUGAAAGAUAACACAUGCGACAUGGCAGUGGUUGCAAGGAGCGGGAGUCUUCUUGUUCGAAAGUAUCGUGAACAGAAGGAGAGGAAGAAGUCACAGAGGAAGGAUUGGGAGUUGGCGGGAACAAAACUCGGCAACAUCAUGGGGAUCAAGAAGGAAGAUGAUAAAGAGAAUCCUGACAUGAGCGAAGAUAGCGACUUUAAAUCCUCACAACGCUUCAGUCAACACAUGGGAAAGAAAUCUGAAGCCAGCAGUGACUUUGCGAAAAGUAAAACUCUCACCCAACAGCGACAAUUCCUGCCUAUCUAUGCUGUAAAAGAAGAACUUCUGAAUAUAGUUCGAGACAACAACAUAGUUGUGAUCAUCGGUGAAACAGGCUCAGGGAAAACUACACAGUUAGCUCAGUAUCUACACGAAGACGGAUAUUCCAAAUAUGGUAUGAUCGGGUGCACCCAACCACGAAGGGUGGCUGCUAUGUCGGUGGCAAAGCGGGUGAGCGAGGAAAUGGGGGUUUCCCUGGGUGAGGAUGUGGGGUACGCUAUCAGGUUUGAAGACGUUACUAGUGAGAAAACGAUCAUUAAAUACAUGACUGAUGGUAUUUUACUCCGUGAGUCUCUUCGUGAAUCUGACCUCGAUUGCUAUAGCUGUAUUAUCAUGGACGAGGCUCACGAGCGCUCGCUUAACACUGAUGUCCUGUUCGGGUUGUUACGUGAGGUUGUGACCCGGCGCCGUGACCUUAAACUUAUCGUGACAUCUGCCACCAUGGAUGCCGAAAAAUUUUGCCAUUUUUUUGGAAACGUUCCAAGUUAUACUAUACCAGGUCGUACUUUUGCUGUUGACGUUUUAUUCAGUAAAACUGUGGUUGAAGAUUAUGUGGAAGCUGCUGUUAAACAAGCCCUUCAAAUCCAUGUACAAGGAAGAAAAGGUGAUAUUCUAAUCUUCAUGCCUGGACAAGAAGACAUUGAAGUUACAUGCGAUACAUUAACAGGAUUGAAGAACUUAGAAGAUGUUGCUCCUCUUGCUGUGCUCCCAAUCUACUCCCAACUUCCCUCUGACCUCCAAGCGAAGAUCUUUCAGAAAGCUCCUGAUGGGAUUCGGAAAUGUGUGGUGGCAACUAACAUUGCUGAAACAUCACUUACAGUUGAUGGAAUAGCUUUCGUGGUGGAUCCCGGCUUCUGUAAAUUGAAGGUGUUCAACUCCCGCAUAGGAAUGGAUGCUUUAUCUGUGUUUCCUGUGUCACAAGCCAACGCAAACCAAAGAUCGGGUCGUGCUGGCAGAACAGAAGCAGGGGUUGCUUAUCGUCUAUAUACACUGAAUCAAUACAAACACGAGAUGUUAACAGCAUCAGUGCCCGAGAUACAACGCACAAACCUCGCAAAUGUUGUUCUAUUGUUGAAAUCGCUUGGUGUGCAAGACCUGCUCAAGUUUCAUUUCAUGGACCCCCCACCCCAGGACAACAUAUUGAACUCCAUGUACCAGUUAUGGAUACUCGGUGCCCUUGAUAACACGGGUGCCCUUACAUCAUGUGGGAGGAACAUGGUGGAAUUUCCACUCGAUCCACCCCUGUCUAAGAUGAUGAUUGUGGCAACUGAGAUGGAAUGUAGUGCUGAGAUACUGAUAAUAGUAUCCAUGCUGUCGGUACCUGCCAUAUUCUACCGACCAACUGGUAGGGAAGAAGAGAGCGACGCAAAAAGAGAGAAAUUCAGCGUGCCUGAGAGUGAUCAUAUGACGUUACUUAACGUAUAUCAGCAAUGGAAAACUAAUGGAUACUCAUCCACAUGGUGCAACGAACACUUCAUCCAUGCAAAAGCAAUGAGAAAAGUUCGAGAAGUUCGAUCUCAACUUAAAGAGAUCGCUGACCAACAGAAGAUGAAGAUUGUAUCGGCAGGCAAUGAUUGGGAUGUAAUAAGGAAAUGUAUUUGUGCAGCUUAUUUCCACCACGCUGCAAGGCUGAAGGGCAUUGGGGAAUAUGUGAACGUCCGUACGGGCAUGCCUUGCCACCUGCACCCAACGUCAUCUCUGUUUGGAAUGGGAUUUACACCAGAUUAUGUUGUCUACCAUGAGCUGGUGAUGACGUCUAAGGAAUACAUGCAGAAUGUUACAGCUGUAGAAGGAGAAUGGCUGGCUGAACUUGGUCCCAUGUUUUACAGCGUGAAGGAAUCGGCUAAAUCAAGACAUGAGAAGAGAGCAGCCGCCAAAGAGCGAAUGUCACAAAUGGAGGAGGAGCUUUCAAUUGCUCAUGAACAAAUAAAGAAGAGAAAGAAGGAGCAAGAAAGUGAGAAGAAACCAGGAUCCGAGAUGGUUCGAAUCGCCACUCCUGGACAAUCCAAACUAACUACCAUUUCCACUCCAAGACGAACACCCGGCAGAUUCGGUUUAUGAUACUUAAAAAUCACCAUUAAACAUCAUGUUUCUUACGAUCGUAGGUCGUCACUGCCCCAUCAGUCGAGUCGCGCCGUCACGAGGAAUUUCGUCAUCAAAAGUGACGUCACUGAACCGCGAACGCAAGAAGAGUAGGUGAAGAUUAAGAAGCAGUGUAUCUUCAUAUCGAAAUAAAAUCCCGUGUCAGUCGUGUG